CAUGCGCGUCCAAUUACUCGUAAGCACUGCAUCAGAAUUAAGUCCUGGAACAUAGCUUUAACCAAGAAAUACAUUUGGAGCCAAACUGAUAGUUUUUGCGUUUAUAUAUAGGCUACUGUAUUUAUUUAUUGAUUUAUCCCUAUUGAUUUUUAUAUUCACACGCGUCUCUCGAUCACCCAGACACAUUUUUAUUAAUAGUAAUUGAUUUGAAAUGGAAGAAAGAUGUCGUCCAAUGUUGCUGUGCGGUGCUCUCGCUCUUCUUUGCGCGCUGGUGUCCUCUGCCGUGGACAGACAGUAUCUGAACGAAUGGGCGGUGGAGAUUCCAGGAGGAUCCGUCGCUGCCCGAGCCAUCGCCGACGACCUGGGCUACAAAUUAGUCCGACAGAUUGGAGCGCUGGAAAACCAUUAUUUGUUCAAGAGGUACAAUCACCCUAGCAGGACCAAAAGAAGUGCAAAUCAUAUCACCAAACGUCUGUCUGAGGAUGACAGGGUGUCUUGGGCUGAACAGCAGUAUGAGAAACGGAGGGCCAAGCGUGCUCCACUGGGGCCAGAAUGUAAGGACUGCUCUGUGGACAAACUCUUUGACGAUCCUAUGUGGAACCAGCAAUGGUACCUGCAAGACACUCGGACGUCUUCAUCCCUCCCCAAACUGGACCUGCACGUGAUCCCGGUCUGGAAGAAGGGCAUCACGGGCAAAGGCGUUGUCAUUACUGUGCUGGAUGAUGGCCUGGAAUGGAACCACACUGAUAUUUACCCCAACUACGAUCCUGCUGCUAGCUACGACUUUAAUGACAAUGAUCCCGAUCCCUUCCCCAGAUAUGACUCCACUAAUGAGAACAAGCAUGGCACCAGAUGUGCUGGCGAGAUUGCCAUGCAAGCAGACAACAACAAAUGUGGUGUCGGAGUGGCCUACAACUCGAAAGUGGGAGGAAUACGAAUGUUGGACGGCAUUGUGACCGAUGCCAUUGAAGCUAGUUCUAUUGGCUUCAACCCUGAACACGUGGACAUCUACAGUGCCAGCUGGGGCCCUAACGAUGACGGGAAGACCGUGGAGGGGCCCGGCCGUCUGGCCCAGAAGGCUUUUGAGUACGGUAUCCAGAAGGGGCGUGGUGGGAAGGGCUCCAUUUUUGUGUGGGCAUCGGGAAAUGGUGGGCGUCAAGGCGACAACUGCGAUUGUGAUGGAUACACAGACAGUAUCUACACAAUCUCUAUCAGCAGCGCCUCCCAGCAGGGUCUCUCUCCAUGGUAUGCGGAGAAAUGCUCCUCUACGCUGGCCACAGCAUACAGUAGCGGAGACUACACUGACCAGAGAAUAACUAGUGCCGAUUUGCACGAUGAAUGCACUGAGACACACACUGGAACGUCUGCGUCUGCCCCAUUGGCUGCUGGGAUAUUUGCCCUGGCUUUGGAGCAGAACCCUGAUCUGACCUGGCGAGACCUUCAGCACUUGGUAGUUUGGACGUCUGAGUUUGAUCCCCUGGCCAAUAACCCAGGCUGGAAGAGGAAUGGAGCUGGAUUGAUGGUCAACAGUCGUUUCGGCUUCGGCCUGCUGAACGCCAAAGCCCUGGUUGACCUGGCCGAUCCCAAAGUCUGGGAGCAUGUUCCAGAAAAGAAACAGUGCAUCGUCAGAGAUGAGAGCUUCCAACCAAGACCAUUAAAGGCAGCAGGUGAGAUUAGCAUUGAGAUCCCCACUAGGGCAUGUCCAGGACAGGCCAGUUCCAUUGCGUCUUUGGAGCAUGUGCAGGUGGAAGUGAGCAUCGAGUACACACGGAGAGGAGACCUUCACAUCACCCUAACAUCUCCAUCAGGUACCACAACAGUCCUUUUGGCAGAGAGAGAGAGGGACACGUCAUCCAAUGGUUUCCAGAACUGGGCCUUUAUGUCCGUGCACACCUGGGGAGAGAACCCCACUGGCACAUGGACCCUGAAGAUUACAGAUAUGUCAGGACGAAUGGAGAAUGAGGGUCAGAUUCUCAGCUGGAAGUUGAUUUUGCAUGGCACGUCUGGAAAGCCGGAGCACAUGAAGAACGCGAGGGUGUACACACCAUACAAUGCAGUGCAAAACGAUCGCAGAGGAGUGGAACCCAUGGAAGACAUGAUCAAGGAAUCUCCCACCCCAUCUCACAAACCUGGAAAUUCAAGUCCAGUAGCCCAAGACUCAUUCCCUUCCACUGCUUCUGCCAGUGUCCCAGAGGGAAAUCAGGCUGCUGGCCCCUCCACUGCCAGUCUGGCCCUGCUACGCCUCCUCCAGUCGGCCUUCAACAGACAGACCCCUGCGAUUCCUCCCCACAUACUGGCUGCAUCUCCCAAGGUCUUGCAACAUGAAAGGAUCUCUCCUCAGAAGCUAUACCAGGCCCUUGACCAGCUAAACCGAUACAGGGGCUCCGAGAACGGCCUGUUUAGUGACUACAGUGACAGCUUCUACAGAGCGCAGCCAUACAGGCACAGAGAUGACCGGCUGCUGCAGGCACUGUUUGAUAUGCUCGAAGACGACAAGCAGUGAGAUGGGUGGAGGGAGAACUGAAAGAAGGAGUAGUUCACCCAAAAAUGAAAAUUCUGCAUCAUUUCCUCAACAUCAUGUUGUUCAAUACCUCUAUGACUUCCUUUCUUACAUGAAACAUGAAUGCAGAAGUUAGGCUGAAAAUUAUUCUCAGUCACUAUUCACUUCUAUUGCCUUUUUUCAUACAAUGAAAGUGAACGGUAACUAAGGCUGUCAGUACAUAACAUUCUGCCAAACACCUCCUUUUGUGCUCCAUCAAAGAAGUCAUACAGGUCUGAAAAAACUUGAGGAUGGAGUUUACAAUUUUGAGUGAACUAAGAGGUAGAUGUAAGGGGACUAAAGAUGAGGGGGAUGAAGUAACAGGGCACAGAGAAUAGUGUGUUCUCUUCCAGACAAGCUUGUUUUUAUUUGCACAUGUAGUUAUCAACUAUACGCAUUCUAAGGCCUGUAUCUGUCAGUGUAUGAAAAUAUCUGUGGUGAACUGCCAGCUGUAUUUAUCCCUCAGUUUUGAAUCAGGUUACUAAGACUAAAAAAAGAAAAGAAGAAAAAACUAUCAGCCAGUGUCACAUGACUAAUUAAAUUACCAAUCAUGGCCUCUCUUACCCUUCACCAUAUUGUUGUGUUCUCAUGAUGCCUUUACUGCAUGCUUAUAAAGCAUUAACACUAGGAUGUUAAGACAAAAAAUUCAAAGACAAUUAUUGUUUUUGCGAUUUAGGAGGGAGACUUCAUCUUCAUCAAAAUGCUAAUUGACAUGAAAUCCUACCAGCCAGCAGAGAUCAGUACAAACAAAGUUUUGUCAUUAAUCUCUUAUUAUUUUAUUACAUAAAAUAAAUUAUAGCAUAAUAAUUAUAAUUCUAAAACAGGGUUUCCCAACCAAGUUUAUUUUCCUCACCUUUUCUCCCCAAUUUGGAAUGCCCAAGUCCCAAUGCCUCUAUGUCCUCGUGGUGGCGUAGUGACGAAUCUCAGUUUCCUCCUUGUCUGAGACCAUCAAUCCAGGCAUCUUAUCACGUGGCUUGUUGAGAAUGUUACCGUUGAGACAUAGCCUGUGUGGAGGCUUCACGCCAUUCACCGCGACAUCCGCGCACAACUCACCACGUGCCCCACCGACAGCGAACCACACAUUAUAGUGACCACGAGGAGGUUACCCCAUGUGACUCUACCCUCCUUAACAACCUGGCCAAGUUGGUUGCUUAGGAUACCUGGCUGGAGUCACUCAGCACACCCUGGAUUGGAACUUGCGACUCCAGGGGUGGUAGUUAGCAUCUUUAAUCACGUUACUAAUUACUUUACUUUUUGUUUCACAAAAGGUUAUGCACUCAACGCCUCACAAUUCUCCUCCACAAUGACUCAUCACGGGGCCAUAAUUAAUGUAUUCUACUUAAAUAAUUUUAACAAAUCAGGUUCUUAAUGUGGAAAGGAGGAAAGGGGGACCAGUUGAACAAUCUUUUCAGCAUCACAUUCAAUACACAAGUGCUUUACACUACUUUUUUGCUGAAAAUUACUUUGUAAUUUGAUUACUCCCAAGCAUCUUAUGUCUGGCUGAUGUGCGUGUGCUAUGAGGGCACUGAUUUCGUUAUGUUUGCGCCUUUUAUCCACACUACAUUGGCAUUUUCCUUCACCAAAAAUUUUAUGUUUUGAAAAAAACUUUUCAUUACCACAUACUUUGGAAAACGAUGAUGUUAAAGGUGCAGUAAGUAAGAUUCAGAAUCCCUUGUUAUUAAUGACACUUGUGGCCGUUAAGUGAACUGCAGCCAGCUACCGGUUGCUUGCGCUCAUGCACACACUCCAUAGGGACGCAAGCGAGCAAGCAUCGACCAAAACAAUGACAUAACGUACAAAGAAGCUGAACGUGAUUCACCGGCAUCAUGCUGACAGAUGAGGUAGCAUAAUUAAAAUUAUAGUUCUGAUUAUUUUACUACAAACUUUGAGACUAAACUAAAACUAAUUAUCAGCUAAUAUACCAUACUGAUACACACAUACACAAAUCGAUCCUUAUGGCACUAUAUUUCACAUGCUUUGUAGUUAUGUAAGCUUACCUGUCCAAUAAAAACACAAAUUCAGGAUCGGUUUUGAUCCCCAAAACCGAAUGAAGGUCCCUCCAGGAAUCAAAUGCCCUGCCGAUGUUCACUCUAGUUUUCACUCGACCACGAUCAUGUUCCCACUUAGCCAGACUGGAUUCACUAGAUAAAUGUUUUAGUUUGUGUAGGAGUCGGUGUUGUUCUGGGAGCCGGUCGUUUGCUGGAUUCCAUCUCUAAGAUAAUGUUACCUAGUGUUGCUGUUGAAUAGCGGAAGAGAAGCUAUUACUGAGGCAAGGCUCUCGGGAGCAUGCAUAAAUGUCACAUCCUUUGGAUUUUCCCGGCAAAAGCAACCCGCUCCCUUCACAUGAAAAUCAGUUUACAGACUUUAACAGGCAACCUAGGAAGUCCGGGAAGGGCUAAUUUUUUGAGUUGCGUUACAAGCUGUUUUUACAUAUUGCACCUUUAAGAAACUAAAAGGUGACUUUUCAAUGAGUGUGUAUGAGAGGUACGGCCACGUUCACACUAAUCCAUUUUCGUUUGAAAAUGCAUUGAUUUUGCUACAUUUACGCCUCUUCCACAUACUAUGGAAAAUGAUGAUGAUCGCGAUCUAAACGUUUUCAAACUAAACGGAUAGUGUUAACUCUGCCUUAGUUCACCAAUAAAUGUACUUAAAAUAAUUCAUAAAAUGACACUUUGAUCUCAAGAUAUUUUUCUUUAAAUUAUAACAUACUAACAAUUUCAGCGGGAACUUCAAGUAAACAAUUUAGGUCGUAGAAUUUUAGGAAACCCAUGAUUAAAGGACAUUAGUUACUCCUGGUUAUACUGUGCUAGUAGAUCACACUCAGGAUCACUAAACUCUAGAUUACAAAAUACUGAGGAUAUGUACCUAUGUUCCAAAUUUCUCUGCCCUUUUUUGCACAACUCUCUUUAGAAAUAUGCACUUUAAAAACAAGCUAUAGCUACUUCUUUUAUGAUUUUCAAACUCAUAAUGUUUUCAAAAAAUACACAAAGAGAAUCUUACAUCCCAAAUGAGUAUGUAUCAACUGAUUUUGUAUAUUCCUAGAUUCAUACAACAAAGAUAAAGGUUUAUUUUUCUAAGAGUUCAAGUAGUUUAUGAGAGUAAACAGAUAAUAUCUAUAUAGAAGCCUAUAACUGUGUAUUAUAUCACCAUUUACCUCAUAGAAGUCAUAAUUCCUGCCUGUCUCUUUAUGAGUAUGUGUCGUUGUACCUUUAACCAGCAAUGUUGGAUCUAUUUCCAAUAAAUUUAAUCCAGCUGUUGUGAUGAUGCAACUUGAAAGUUCUUGCUCUAUUCUAUAUUUACCCUAUAUUAGCGUACAUGCAAAGCAGCUGCACAAUUUUGAGUGAUGUGUUAAUUAAUUUCCCAGGCUGACUUUUUCAGUUAAAUUGCAAAACGCAACUCAGAACCAUUGCUCUAUUUAUAUUCUUAAAGAUAUAUUAUAUAAUUGCUGGAUGAGCCAGAUUUUCUUCAUGGUACUGUAUGACCUAACCAAUGCCUUCUAAACUUUCCUUAAAAUACUUCUAUGUUGUUUCAGCACAUAUUUUAACACAUAUUUGUUUUUAGCUUUAGAGAGAAAUCUUCAUAAAAUUAUGGAUUGUAUCUUUCAAUGGCUGGGUUUUGAUUGGCUCUGUGACUGCAGUCCCCCUCCUCUGCUAGCCAAUAGAUUGCAUAAAGGUUACAGGACAACUUCAAUAAGUGACGGUUUACAUUUACCCUGUAAUUUUUCCAGUGUGGUCAUUGUUUAUACUGAUUGAUGCUUCUGUCCCAAAUUGUUUACAAGAGCUCGUAUAGUUUAAUGUAUCUAUAUUAAAUAUGACUUUUAUCAUAAUAAAAUAAACAGUAACA
This is a messenger RNA of Xyrauchen texanus (razorback sucker), 6382 nucleotides long. RefSeq names its product proprotein convertase subtilisin/kexin type 1 (gene pcsk1). Gene Ontology annotation, cellular component: Golgi membrane; trans-Golgi network. The record is from RefSeq and is a predicted model, not a curated record. Bases 212 to 2503 code for a protein of 763 amino acids. Gene Ontology annotation, molecular function: serine-type endopeptidase activity. NCBI's taxonomy places the organism in Eukaryota, Metazoa, Chordata, Actinopteri, Cypriniformes, Catostomidae. Gene Ontology annotation, biological process: protein processing. The transcript is spliced from 14 exons.